Messenger RNA from Mesocricetus auratus (golden hamster), 2661 nucleotides. It is a transcript of the gene Tox2, whose product is annotated as TOX high mobility group box family member 2. Gene Ontology annotation, biological process: regulation of transcription by RNA polymerase II. The transcript is spliced from 9 exons. The coding region runs from base 70 to 1611 and encodes 513 amino acids. The record is from RefSeq and is a predicted model, not a curated record. Lineage: Eukaryota; Metazoa; Chordata; Mammalia; Rodentia; Cricetidae. Gene Ontology annotation, cellular component: nucleus. Gene Ontology annotation, molecular function: chromatin DNA binding.
GGACCAAGAGUCGUCGCGAGGGCUUAUAAAGCUGCUAUUUCUGGCAUUUUUUCUCUUUCUCUGCUGAUUAUGCAGCAGCAUCUCGCAGAGGCUGUCGCGGGUGCGUUCUCUCGCUGCCUGGGUUUCUGUGGAAUGAGGCUCAGGCUCCUUCUCUCAAGACACUGGUGCAUUGCAGGUGCGUCUCUACAGAAGUUUGAUGGUGACAGUGCCUACGUGGGGAUGAGUGACGGAAAUCCAGAGCUCCUGCCAACCAGCCAGACCUAUAACAGCCAGAGCGAGAGCAAUGAAGACUAUGAGAUUCCUCCUAUAACGCCUCCCAACCUCCCUGAGCCAUCCCUUCUGCACCUGGGGGACCACGAAGCCAGCUACCACUCGCUGUGCCACGGCCUUGCGCCCAACGGUCUGCUUCCUGCCUACUCGUACCAAGCUAUGGAUCUCCCGGCCAUCAUGGUGUCCAACAUGCUAGCCCAGGAUAGCCACCUGCUGUCUGGUCAGUUGCCCACGAUCCAGGAGAUGGUCCACUCAGAGGUAGCUGCCUAUGACUCAGGCCGACCAGGGCCCCUGCUGGGCCGCCCAGCGAUGCUGGCCAGCCACAUGAGUGCCCUCAGCCAGUCCCAGCUCAUCUCUCAGAUGGGCAUCCGGAGUGGCAUCGCCCACAGCUCCCCAUCACCCCCAGGGAGCAAGUCGGCGACCCCCUCUCCAUCCAGUUCUACACAGGAGGAGGAGUCAGACGCCCAUUUCAAGAUCUCGGGAGAGAAGAGACCCUCAGCAGACCCGGGCAAAAAGGCCAAGAACCCAAAGAAGAAGAAGAAGAAGGAUCCCAAUGAGCCACAGAAGCCUGUGUCGGCCUAUGCUCUCUUCUUCAGAGACACCCAGGCCGCCAUCAAGGGCCAGAACCCCAGUGCCACAUUCGGGGAUGUGUCCAAAAUAGUGGCCUCCAUGUGGGACAGCCUAGGAGAAGAACAGAAACAGGCGUAUAAGAGGAAGACCGAAGCUGCCAAGAAGGAGUACCUGAAAGCCUUGGCGGCCUACAGAGCUAGCCUUGUCUCCAAGAGCCCUCCGGACCAAGGCGAGGCCAAGAGUGCUCAGGCAAACCCGCCAGCUAAGAUGCUGCCACCCAAGCAACCCAUGUAUGCCAUGCCCGGCCUGGCUUCCUUCCUGACGCCCUCCGACCUGCAGGCCUUCCGCACUGGAGCCUCUCCCGCCAGCCUAGCCAGGACGCUGGGCUCCAAGGCUCUGCUGCCAGGCCUCAGCACAUCCCCCCCACCACCCUCCUUCCCUCUCAGCCCCUCACUGCACCAGCAGCUGCCCCUGCCCCCUCACGCACAGGGCACCCUCCUCACCCCCCCUCUCAGCAUGUCCCCAGCCCCUCAGCCUCCUGUCCUGCCUGCCUCCAUGGCGCUCCAGGUGCAGCUGGCGAUGAGCCCCUCACCUCCAGGGCCACAGGACUUCCCACACAUCUCCGAGUUCCCCAGUGGCUCAGGCUCCCGCUCACCUGGCCCAUCCAACCCUUCCAGCAGCGGGGACUGGGAUGGGAGUUACCCCAGCGGGGAGCGCGGCCUCGGCACCUGCAGCCUGCUCCCCAGGGAUAAAUCGCUCUACCUCACCUAAUCCCGCCUCCCCUCCCUCCCUGAGGCUCUCCGGAGGGCACUGCUCUGAGCUGGAAGGGCUGACCACAGGAGAGAGGCCAUGGCAGCAGGCAGGGUGACCGGCCAGCAGUGACACACCUAUGCCCCAGGGCUGAGUAUCUCCCUCGACCUCCCACCAGACUCUGCAGAGGCAGCCCACCGCCCACCACCAGCCCAAAGAACCUGCAGGAACCUUCUGCCCGCUGACCUGCUUGCUCCAGGGUAGCUGUGGACCCCACUCCUUGGCCUGCACUCAGUUCCCUGCGUCUGGACUUCUGGCCCCAGCCCAAGCUCACCGGGCUGCCCCCCCUCUCGAGGUUGCUUAGCAACAGACACCCACCCCAGAUGCUGGGCCAGCCACAGGUGUGUUCUCGGUGGUGUACACAAAAGAUCCUGAAACCCACGCACUGUGGGUUCCGUGUAAGUAGUUCACUGUUUUAGAACUGUGCUGAAGACAUCUGUAAGAUUAUUUUGUGGGGAGAAAGAAAGUUUCCUUUAAGGUAAAAAAACAAAACAAAGCAUUUUAUAAGACCUUUAGCACAUUUUUUUUUAAGUUUUAUCUUAAGGGAGACAGGCACAAACAGCUGUCAAACUGAUUCUUAUCUGCACACAGAGAGAAUGGGAGCUUUUAAAGCCACACCCAGGGACAUUCUCCCCCUCCUCCUCUCCCUCCUCUUCUUUUUCCUCUUCCUCCUCUUCCCCCUUCUCCUCCUUCCUCUCCUCUUCCUCCUCCUCUUCUUCAUGUUCUUCUUUUUCCUCCUCCUCCCUUCUUCUUCCUCUUUUUCUUUUUUUUUGAUCAUAUAUCCACCUAUUUAAAAUCUCCAGCAACAAUUUUGGUCAUCUAUUUAUGAAGAAAAGUUGAGAACUAUGGUGUGGUUUCUCCUAACUUGUGUGUGGUUUGGGGUUUGGGUUUGGCUUAGGCUUUGGUUCAUGUUGUUCGUAGCUGUCUCCUGGCCCUUGCAAUGUCUGUCCUGGUGCCCCAGUGCUUCCCUCAGACCUCUUUGUAAUAAAACUCCUGAAAAGUGGCAAGCAA